Messenger RNA from Puccinia graminis f. sp. tritici CRL 75-36-700-3, 1548 nucleotides. RefSeq lists its product as uncharacterized. The record is from RefSeq and is a predicted model, not a curated record. The transcript has 2 exons. The coding region runs from base 1 to 1548 and encodes 515 amino acids. Lineage: Eukaryota; Fungi; Basidiomycota; Pucciniomycetes; Pucciniales; Pucciniaceae.
AUGUCCCCCAACCAAACGAACGUGUCCCCUGCGGCGGCAACUCAAGCCCCGAGCACUACAAACAACAAUGCGACAGACAACACCUCAGUAGAGAGACUCCUAGUCCCAGAGACCACCCAGAGAGACGCAUCCGAGGAAGCAGACGUAGUCAUACCUAACGAUCGAGCUAAUACCGCAGACAAGAACCCUACCAAGAGAAAAUCCAGAGCUGUUAAAGGCAAAGGUCGGGCACCGGCCCCAGCUGCAGCUAAAACAAGGAAAGGCUUGGCUCCCCCAAGCAAAGUACUCCCGAGCGAGGCCAGUUUACGCGAGACUGUCGGAGAAGAAGCUUUCCUGGGCCUAGGCGAUGAUGAAGAAGAGACGAGCGACUCAGAUGAAGACCACCCACUGUCCCAAGUCACAAUCAAGAUGAACCACAACGAGAUUCUUCGUAAGAACAUCGAGGUAGCUACCUUACGUGGAGACAUGGAGUCCGUCGAGAUGCUCGAAGGCUUGCUCCACGACGAGAUAGUAGAACAAUCACAACCCGAGAGAAACGCUAGACCUUUACCCAAGUUCAAGCGAAACCCAACAAAGACAGGCCCCAACCCCUACGCCAUCCCAGAAAGCAGCGCGGUAGCCCCCCUGGCGCUCUCCGUAGUAGCAAAAAAGCAACCCGACACACCGUCGAUACCCAUCACCCAAGGAGGAUUGACGUUCAUGGCCGGAGUGGUCACAAGCCACGCAGACAUCGGCUUUACGCCUUUUUUCAAUAAGAAUAUCAGGGAGCUUCGCUCUCCUCUCCCCUUGACCAUAUUCGACAAGGACUGGCAAGAGCGAGCACUCACUUACCACGUCGAGAAGCGUUCAAAAUCUGACGAUACUAGUAACGAAAGGGUGUCGAGAUACUCCGGCCUCCCAUACCCGAACGAGUGGUCCCAGACUUACGCGAGCUGGUCAAUGAACCACAAAACCUUUCACGAGCUCCUACGAGAUGUAUACGACCUAUCGGUAUUCGCAGGAUGGAUAACCAUCCACAAACAGCACGUCGACAACCUGCACAAACAUCACGGCUUCAUGCCAGCUUUCAGAUACAACAUGAUGACAAGGGCGAACACCUUUUCACAUCGAGUUUACGAUCGUAACGGGACAGAGAUGGUCCCAGACAUCUCGAAAUUCAAAACCGACAUUUGGCAAAUUUGCUACUCUCAAUCCCAGAAGCAUCAGGAGCUUGGAUUUACAGACAACCCUUACGCAAAAGGCGGGAUAAGAGAAAACUGGGACCCUCUAACCGGGGAGGAACGUAGAGCGAAACCAAACCACUCCUACAACCAACCUUUCCACUCAGCUAGCCACUACGGCGGACAACCCAGUCGCAACGAUAGCCGGAAUGAUAACCCUCACCCCUCAAACCACGCAGAGACGAGAGGGGAUGCUAGUUCGAGCAGAUCCUCUGGGUACUCAAACUCAGGCUUCAGGGGAGGCUCGAGCAGAGGUAGAGGCGGGGGUCGUAGCAACUGGAGCGGGCGCGGUAGUGACAACGUCACCGAGAAGAAAAGAAGCGGGUAG